Messenger RNA from Cuscuta epithymum, 4183 nucleotides. Lineage: Eukaryota; Viridiplantae; Streptophyta; Magnoliopsida; Solanales; Convolvulaceae. The record is from the annotation of a GenBank genome assembly.
UUCAUGCUCCAGUAGACACAUGCGACCCUUUCUCUGUAGAAUCAACAACCCCAUCCCUUCCCUCAUGCAGAAGCCGACACACAAGCAGAGAGGACUUAGAUGAGGACCACACACGUACAGAUGCCGGGCCACCUCCUCACGGACUGGUGCCUGAACGGCUACAACUAAGACCUGCCACAAAUCACGAUCAGUCACUCUCCCCACAAACUAAGAAAGCCCAACCGGACAACCGCAAAAACAACUGCCAUAUAGAUGGCGGGCCCUCUCCUCAUCACCACGCACCAGCCGGGCAGUGCCUUGACCGGCCAGAUUUUCAGCUUCCCACUUCACCAGUUAGAAAUGAGAAUUAUGAGAGCUUGGAUGCACAUGGAACUGGUACUAGUAGGACCGACCAAUCAUCUACCGCUGACCAUUCUGGUUCACCGAUCCCAGGCAGAGCCUUACCUAUCGGGAAUGAGCUGAGGAAAAGUAAUAGAAUCAGGCAACUUCCUAAGCACCUUGCUGAAUUUGAUACCGAUUUGCCACCAUCCAUUGACCAUUCUCGGUCAACUACCGGUUCUGCCGACUCAGUGGUUUACCCACUUUCUAAUUUCAUCAAUUAUGACAGAUUUUCUACUAAUCAUAAGGCUUUUUUGACGGCCAUCACUUCCCGUGAUGAGCCAAAGCGAUUUUCACAGGCAGUUCAAGAUCCAUUAUGGCGUGAAGCCAUGCAAAAGGAAAUUCAUGCUUUAGAAGAAAAUGGUACAUGGACCCUCAUUCACUUACCACCGGGAAAGAAGGCGGUUGACUCUAAAUGGGUCUAUAAAAUCAAGUAUAAACCAAAUGGCGACGUAGAACGUUACAAAGCUCGAUUAGUUGCCAAGGGCUUUACCCAAGUUGAAGGAAUUGAUUUUCACGAGACUUUUGCCCCAGUUGCCAAACUCGUCACUGUACGAUGUUUAUUGGCCGUUGCAGCAAAACAUAAUUGGGAGGUGCAUCAAUUAGAUGUUAAUAAUGCAUUUCUUCACGGAGACCUAAAUGAGGAUGUUUAUAUGCGUGUGCCACAAGGGUUUGCAAAAAAUGGAGACACACGCGUUUGCAAGUUACAAAAAUCCUUAUACGGAUUACGUCAGGCCUCCCGCAACUGGUACCAUAAAUUCACUCAAGCCCUCAUUGGGACAGGUUUUCGUCAGUCUCGAGCUGAUCACUCUUUGUUCAUCUUUCGCCAAGGAAACAUCAACACAUUUGCUCUUAUUUACGUUGAUGACGUCCUACUGGUCGGAAAUGACGUCUCUCAUAUUUCUACUGUUAAAAAUUACCUGGACAUCAAGUUUAGCAUCAAAGACUUGGGAAAAUUAAAAUAUUUCCUUGGCAUUGAAGUUGCACGUUCUCCGGAAGGAUUUGUCCUAAGUCAGCGAAAAUACACUCUUGACAUCUUGGAGGAAUGUGGUUUCUUAGCCAGUCGACCUAGUUCAUUUCCCAUGGAGCAAAAUCUAAAACUUUGUCCCGACGAUGAUAGUCCACAUGUGGAUGCUUCUUCCUAUAGGCGACUGAUUGGUCGUCUGCUAUACCUUACAGUCACUCGGCCAGAUAUUGUUUACUCUGUCAGUCAGCUCAGUCAAUUUCUCCAUAACCCCCGACAGACUCAUCUGGAUGCUGCCAGUCGUGUCCUACGCUACUUAAAACAAACACCUGGUCAGGGCAUAUUUUUAUCUUCUAAUAAUGACUUCACACUCAAAGGCUAUUGUGAUGCAGACUGGGCCGGUUGCUCAUUCACCCGCCGCUCAAGUACUGGAUAUUUUAUCACUCUUGGCACUUCACCCAUAUCUUGGCGGACAAAGAAACAAUCUGUUGUAUCUCGUUCUUCUGCCGAAGCAGAAUAUCGCGCUAUGGCCGUCACAGUUAGUGAAAUCUUAUGGUUGCGGUGGUUGCUUCGAGAUCUUACAAUUAACCUCACGGGCCCCACUCCUCUCUAUUGUGACAAUCAAGCCGCAAGACACAUUGCACUUAAUCCAGUAUUUCAUGAACGUACCAAGCAUGUAGAGAUGGAUUGUUAUUUUGUUAGGGAAAGAGUUGUUAGUAACGAAAUUCAGCCAUGUUGCAUCUCCACGACAAAUCAAGUGGCAGACAUCUUUACAAAAGCACUCGGGACUGAUCGUUUUCAAUUUCUACGGAGCAAGUUGGGUGUUCGUAACCUUCACACUCCACCUUGAGGGGGAGUAUUGAAAUAUAUUAGGCCACAUGCAUUUGUCACCUCAUUGAGACACACUCCUACGUGAAUCAUAUUUCUCCAUAUGCAUGAAUAUUGCAUGGGCCAUAUUUUGAGAUAUCCUUCUCUCUCUUAUCACACACUAUCUUUUGUUGUAAUAUAAGUAUGCAUGCAUACGUACGAACUUGGAAGAAUGUAAGAGGAGAAUUUCUCCUAAUGUUCAUCAAUAUAAAUUACUCAUUUGAUAUUUAUUCUCAAUUUUAACAGUAAGUGUUCCAAAAUGUUUAGCUUUAACUCUAGAUUGUUGUUCUAAUGGGUAUCAUUGUCAAUUUGUCAUGACACCUAAGAUAUGAUUAAAAUCUCAGGUGGCUUCUGAUAUGGUGAUGAAUGAGUUAAUGAGCAUUCGGUCAAGCAGCAAGAUAAUCGUCUCUAGUUAUGUGAAUGGGGGUGGACCGCCGCUGACAACCGAGAAACUCGGAGACCUCAUUAUAAAGCUACAGUCCACCGGUGCAGACGUUAUCAAACUCGUCAUUGAUGUUUCUUACAUCACAGAUGUUGCCCCUGUUUUCCAUAUGCUUACGCAUUGUCAGGUUCCACUGAUUGUAAGGGCUGUUGGAGAUAGAGGACUUAUUAGUCAACUACUUGGCCCCAAAUAUGGCGCUUUCUUUGUUUGUGGAUCCUUGAAUGACAAGUCUACCCCUGGUCUUCCCCCUCUCAACAGCAUCAAGCAAAUCUAUCAACUUGAACAUAUGAAUGCAGACACAAGAAUAUUUGGAGUUGUUUCUAACCCUGUGGGACAUAGUAAAGGCCCUCUCCUACACAACCCUGCUUUUAGGCACACUGGGUACAACGGAAUAUAUGUGCCUUUGCUUGUAGAUAACCUUAAGGAAUUCUUUAGGGUCUAUUCUUGCACGGACUUUGCUGGUUUCAGUGUUGGAAUCCCACACAAGGAAGCAGCGGUAGAGUGCUGCGAUGAAGUUGAUUCCCUUGCUAAGACAGUCCAUAGGUGCUGUAAAUACAAUAAUCAGGAGGCCUAUUGAUGGGAAGCUCAUUGGUUAUAAUACUGAUUGUGAGGCUGGUAUAACAGCAAUUGAAGAUGCGCUCAGAGAGAGGCAAAGGACAAAUGGUCAUGCAUCAUAUAAUUCUCCUAUGGCUGGGAAAUUAUUUGUGCUGGUUGGAGCUGGGGGUGCAGGGAGAGCUAUGGCUUUUGGCGCCAAAAGCCGAGGAGCAAGGGUUGUGAUCUUCAACCGCAAAUAUGACCGAGCGAAAGCCCUUGCCAAGGCAGUAUCUGGUGAAGCACAUCCAUAUGAACGCAUUAAUGAGUUCUUCCCAGAGAAAGGGAUGAUAUUAGCUAAUGCUUCUGCCAUUGGGAUGCAGCCCAGAAUAGAUGAAACCCCUGUUUGCAAAGAGGCAUUGAAAUCAUAUGAUCUGGUGUUUGACGCGGUGUACACGCCAAGGAACACACGUCUAUUGCAAGAGGCAGCAGAGGUCGGAGCUACUGUGGUGAGUGGGGUUGAAAUGUUCAUCAGGCAGGCUGUUGGGCAGUUUAAAUUGUUCACUGAUGGAUUAGCACCAGAGGACUUCAUGCGCAAGAUUGUAUUGGAACAAUUUUGAUAUAUAGUUAGAACACGAGAAAAAGUGUCGUCUUUUUUCCAGACCGAUCAUCAUCAUCAUCAAUCACCAUGAUAGAGUGAGACAGAUUUUGUUGAUAAUGGCUUGGUUUUCUUUGUGGUUAUGGUCUACAUAUACCAUCUUCAGUAUCAGCAUUCAGAAGAGAGAAGAGUAGAGGAUAAUAAGUAUUGUAUAAUAAUGCAGGCUAAGUAUGAGGUUGUUAACCACACAGCGGAUAAGAAGAGCCGUGUUUGUAAAUAUAAAUAUCUCUUGUAAUAUAAAACUGUUGUGAUAUCAAGGAAUAUUGCUUUUUAUUGUAUGGGUCAAAAAAAGAGAAUGGCAAUGUUUUUGGUUAUUCCGUGUGAACUUAAUGGCAAAACUCAU